Apiotrichum porosum is the source of this 990-nucleotide messenger RNA. It is a transcript of the gene MIR1, whose product is annotated as mitochondrial phosphate carrier protein. The record is from RefSeq and is a predicted model, not a curated record. Gene Ontology annotation, cellular component: mitochondrial inner membrane. Gene Ontology annotation, biological process: mitochondrial phosphate ion transmembrane transport. The coding region runs from base 1 to 990 and encodes 329 amino acids. The transcript is spliced from 3 exons. Gene Ontology annotation, molecular function: phosphate transmembrane transporter activity. Lineage: Eukaryota; Fungi; Basidiomycota; Tremellomycetes; Trichosporonales; Trichosporonaceae.
AUGCCGUACCGUGCCAACCCCCUCUUCGCGCCCGGCGUCUCCAACUUCUACGCCCCGGCUGCCACCGAGGCUAGCGCCGCCCCCACUGGCGUCGACCUUUACGCUCGCUUCGCCCUUGCCGGUGCUCUUGGCUGUGCCGUCACCCACGGUGCCCUCACCCCCGUCGAUGUCGUGAAGACCCGCAUCCAGCUCGAGCCCGAGGUUUACAACAAGGGUAUGGGCAACGCCUUCAAGCAGAUCAUCUCGACUGAGGGUGCCGGUGCUCUCCUCACUGGUCUCGGCCCCACCGUUGUCGGUUACGCUCUCCAGGGUGCCUUCAAGUUCGGCGGUUACGAGUUCUGGAAGAAGACCGCCAUUGACACCUUUGGCAUUGAGGCCGCCACCAACAACCGUCAGGCCGUCUACCUCGGUGCCUCGGGUAUUGCCGAGUUCUUCGCCGACAUUGUCCUCUGCCCCCUUGAGGCCACCCGUAUCCGUCUCGUCUCGCAGCCCACUUUCGCCAACGGUCUCGUCUCUGGCUUCCUCCGUAUCCUCAAGGAGGAGGGUGUCGGUGCCUUCUACGCUGGUUUCGGUCCCAUUCUCUUCAAGCAGGUCCCCUACACCAUGGCCAAGUUUGCCGUCUUCGAGAUUGCCUCGGAGAAGAUCCUCCACGCCGCCGGCAAGACCAAGGACCAGCUCACUGGUGGCCAGUCGACCGGCCUCAACCUCGGUGCCGGUCUGAUCGCCGGUAUGGCCGCCGCCGUCAUCUCGCAGCCCGCCGACACCCUCCUCUCGAAGAUCAACAAGACCAAGGGUGCCCCGGGAGAGUCGACCACCUCGCGCCUCAUCUCCAUGUCCAAGACCCUCGGCCUCAAGGGUCUCUUCACCGGCAUGUCCGCCCGUCUCGUCAUGAUCGGUACCCUCACUGCCGGCCAGUUCCUUAUCUACGGCGACAUCAAGAAGGCCCUCAACGCCAAGGGCGGUGUCGAGAUCGCUGCCGCUCCCAAGUAA